Messenger RNA from Stegostoma tigrinum, 1174 nucleotides. Its product is annotated as sodium- and chloride-dependent neutral and basic amino acid transporter B(0+)-like. The transcript has 5 exons. The coding region runs from base 144 to 809 and encodes 221 amino acids. Gene Ontology annotation, molecular function: L-proline transmembrane transporter activity. NCBI's taxonomy places the organism in Eukaryota, Metazoa, Chordata, Chondrichthyes, Orectolobiformes, Stegostomatidae. The record is from RefSeq and is a predicted model, not a curated record. Gene Ontology annotation, biological process: sodium ion transmembrane transport. Gene Ontology annotation, cellular component: membrane.
CAUUGAAAACUUCUGCGUGUUCAGAAUUCCUUCAAGCGUUUUUGGACGCAUAUUGAUAAAUUGUAAUUUCUGCUUUGCUGUUUUAAUUUUUAUAAAAGGCUUGAUUACUCACACAGAGCAAUAAGACUAUUACUAAUGAAAUUAUGGGUGAAGGUGAUGAGAACGUGGAGCGUGGUAACUGGUCCUCAAAAACUGACUACCUACUCUUGAUGAUUGGUUAUGCUGUGGGUCUGGGGAAUGUCUGGAGAUUCCCAUACCUGGCUUACAAAAACGGAGGAGGCGCAUUCCUUAUUCCCUACACAAUCAUGCUGGUUCUCGUUGGGAUACCAUUGUUUUUCCUGGAAUGUUCCUUUGGCCAGUUUGCCAGCCUCAGAAUUAUCAGGGUGUGGAAAGCUGUGCCCAUGUUACAAGUUGGUGUUUGCGGAAUAGUUCAAGGUUUGAGGCUCAGCACGAUAUUUGUGGUUGUAACUUCGAACAUUUUAUACAACUGCAUCCUUGCCUACUGUGUGUACUACCUGUUUGCUUCCUUCCAAUCACCCCUGCUGUGGUCAGACUGCUUCAAUUGGUGGGGAGCUGAUGAAACAUGCAGCAGGACUGCCAAAGAUCCACUCUGCAAUCUCACUCUGGAUGAUGGAUAUUUUGAAAUUGUUAAUACUACAUGGCUGCAGGCAAACAAUGAAACUUGUCCAAAUGGAUCAGAAAUCUCCGUUCCUCACCAGACACAACAUCGUGGGCUGAAGGGCCUGUUCUGUGCUGUACUGUUCUAUGUUCUAUGUUCUAUGACACCGAGUGAGUACUACUGGGAGUAAGUACAUUGUGCAGAGUGCUAUACCUGUAACCUGCACAGCUGAACCAGUAACUUCUCUGGGGGUGGGGAUUUGUUGGUGAAUGCCCUGGUUAAUGAGAGAAGUUGUUUGAUUUCAAUAGAGGUAUUAAUAAUAUUGUAGAACUGUUCCAAAACAGCAGCAUAAUCGGGGCCCUAUCAUAAGUAGGUUUACUUUAAUACUAUCUGUAUGGACCUUCAACAGACUUUGGAGGGCUCAGUGUUUUGCAAGCCUGAGCAUCUUCAUUGGCAAAGAUGAGGGAGUGGUAUAGGAGAGAUGGAUGGAAGAAUAUGGGGGACUCUGAUACUCUUGUUUGAAGGCAGUCAUUCUGCCCAUCCUCCUCCCAGUCC